Messenger RNA from Lactuca saligna, 513 nucleotides. The record is from the annotation of a GenBank genome assembly. NCBI's taxonomy places the organism in Eukaryota, Viridiplantae, Streptophyta, Magnoliopsida, Asterales, Asteraceae.
AUGGUGAAGCAGCGAUGUUUGAGGAAUAUUGCGGUGGUACUCGGUUGGCCCAACGAGCAGACCACAACCAGUAAACCACAAUACUGGUGUUCGUGUCAUUCUACAGGUAUGCUACCAUUGAUUUGUAGGUUGAUCCUUUCUCACCUGAAGUCGGGUAGAUUUAGUGGAUGGAAAGGGACACAUUGUUCACAGAAAUUGUCAAUGGUCUUUAAUUUGUUGAAUGAAUGGGAACCAAUGGGGCCAAGAGGGUCUGUUCGUGAAGAAGGGAUGAACUGUGCACAUAAGUUUUAUGAACCACAAGAUCUUAUCGUGAAAACGUCUACUCAAAACCACAAGGUUUCUGCUAUUUUGGUGUUCGGAGACUCCACUUCUGAUCCUGGAAACAACAACUACAUUCCGACCCAUUUCAGGGGCAAUUUCACAUCUUACGGGAGAGAUUUUGCAAACCAAAAAGCGACAACGAGGUGUACCAAUGGAAAGAAACACAAUCCUAAUUUUCGAAUUUUUUGGUAA